UUAUAUUAUCUUUAAAACUCGCUGUGGUUAACUGGAACUUUUUUUGAGACACUCUCCGUAUAACCAAGUGUACGUUUCUUUUUUUAUUUACUAAGUCAUUGGUACGGAAUAAAGCAGACAAAAGAAUUGUAGCAGUUGAAUUCGAUGCGAUUUGGCAGUUGUUUACGAUGAGUAAGAAACGCAUUCGACAACCAGACGCAAACGAAGAGCUGAUCGAUGGUUCAACUGAUUCUUGUGAUGAAUCCAACACUACAGAUGAUAAAUGUCCACAUAUCACAAAAGCAGUGAAUUUCAAUAAACUUAAGAAGUAUAUUAAUAAGAUGGGGGUUAAUAAGGAAUGCCCAGGUUGUAAGAAAAAUAAAAGUAAUUCUUUUAAAACAAAUGAAGAGGAUUGUGCAGAAAGUUCUGUAGCAUUGAUUUGCUUACAAUGUGGUCACCAAGGUUGUCGAAGAGAAGACUUUGGACAUGCGUUUGAACACUAUAAGAAACCUCAUAGUGAUUGUCAUUCCAUAGCUGUAGACAUUCUUUAUUGGAGUGUUUGGUGUUAUCGGUGUGAUACAAAAAUUAAUAUUGACUGUAGGAAGAAGGUUCAAGAGCCAGUUGAAUUUAUAAAACGUGCUGCUAUGGUAAAGUGUUAUUCAAUGCAAACUAAUAGUGCAUUGUUUCACCAUCAGAAAGAGACUGUAGAAAUAGAUGUAGACAAAGGAAAAGCUUCAAAUAAUCUUCCUAAAGUUGGAGGUCUAACAAAUUUGGGAAAUACUUGUUUUUUCAAUGCAGUUCUACAAUGCUUAGCGCAGACUCCUUUCUUAGUGAAAGUUCUCAAUGAUCUUCGUCUUCCUGGACAAAAGUUUGUUCUACCAGGGGGAAAAUAUAAAUUUGCCAAUAACUCUGAAGAAGAUGAACUACCACCUAUAGAAGGUAGUCUAGACAGUUGGGGCAACUUUACUUCAGUUUUACACAAGACACUGGUUGAAAUGCAAAAUUCAAAUGGACAUCAGUCUUAUCGUCCAUCAGAAUUGUUAAAUUCGUUUAAGAAGAAAACAAUGCAAUGUAUGGAUGGAGGACAACAUGAUUCGCACGAACUUCUUAGGCAUCUCUUAGAACUAGUUAGAAACGAGGACCUUAGGAGAUACCAAAGCAUAAUUCUAAAAGAGGUUGGCUUAAAUAAAAAAACAAAUCCGGAAGAAGUAGAAAAGAGUCUGAAAUCUCGUAUAAAAUUCUAUGGCAAUCAAGCAAGUGCAAGGUUACUUGGCCCAGAACCAGUUUUUCGUGGAAUCUUAGUUUCUACAUUGGAAUGCCUUGAAUGCAAUCAUACUUCGCAGAGUACAGAGCCCUUCCUAGAUUUAAGCCUGCCAGUAAUGGCAGAUAAACCGCAACCACCAAUUUUAAAAAGGAAGCAUGGUGUUUAUGAAGAUACUUUUGACAUGCUGGGAAAUAAUGUCUCACAUACACCGUCAAAAUAUCAAACGAAGAAGGAGAAGAUAGCUGCUCGGAAAAAUCGCAAACUUAAACGACAAGACUUUCCUGACUUUGACGAUGAAACACCAGCUAACAGAAGCAACACUGUUACAGACAAUAACAGUAGUAUACUUGAAUCAGAGGAGAGCGACGCAGAUGUAGAAGACAAUGUAGAAACUGAAGCCUUUCUUCCAGAAAUCGGCGAAUCUGGUUAUAGCUCGGAAAAGCAGUCUACUCUAACAAGUCCUGCUUCUCCUUCGACUGAUCCAGUGAAAGCAGAUAAACCAAUGAACGAAAUAGUAUUAUAUAAUCGUUUACAAUUGAGUCCAAUAGACAAUCUUCCUCCAUUACAACUUCAAGACCCUUCCAAUACAAACUCAUUGCACAGUCCAAUACCGCCGGACAUUUGUAUAAAAAGUCUGCCGCAGACAGAAGUUUUGGAUAGAGUAAAUAAUUUCAAGAGUCCAGUAAAUGAAAUUGGAAUUCAGACUGGAACUCAGUCUACUACCGUAACAAUGAAUUCAGAUUUGAAAUGUCCCAAUAGUUCCACUCUCACUCUUGAAAAUAGUGAAAAUAUGGUGGAGAAUAUGGAAAGACCAACAUCUAGACUGAAUCUGGUGGAAUCUAUUGCUCAUAACGAACAGGAGAAUGCUAUUUGGAAUCAGCGAAAAGUAAGAAGAAAAGCAUUGGAAUAUUCAAAUGAGGUUUGUAAUGGAACCAAUGGUAUUUCUUAUGGAAUGUCGAAAAUGGGCCUUGGCAAUCUGGCAUCACCUACUAGAUAUACUACUAAGGAAGGAGAAUGUUCAAUACAAUCCUGUUUAAAUCAAUUCACGGCCUUAGAGCUGAUGAGUGGUAGCAAUAAAGUUAGCUGUGAAGCUUGCACAGCUGCAGAGAAAAAGGUGAAAGAAAACUGCAAAAUGGUAUGUACGCCAAGCACGAAGCAGUAUCUGAUAUCCCGAGUACCUGCGGUUUUGAUACUUCACCUUAAACGAUUUCAAGCACAACGAGUGGAUUUUCGUAAAGUAUCGAGGCACGUGUCAUUUCCAAUACUGCUUGAUCUAGCACCCAUUUGUAAGAAUCAUAAAAAAGCUAAAAUAUAUGCACUCUAUGGAGUCGUUGAGCACAGUGGAACUAUUCAUGGUGGACAUUACAUUGCAUAUGUAAAGUCACGUUUGCCAUUAACAUCAGAUGAUCCUCGAUGGUCUUUUUUGCCACCUAAAGAUGUUCAAGAGACUGAAGAAGGUUCGCUUUCUCAGAGUUCAGAUUCUGAAAGCGAAGAAGGUGCAGCAAGUCUUGCAACUACAAUGGAACCUCCACCAGGGAAGUGGUAUUGCGUUUCUGAUUCUAGAGUAACAGAAGUGGACGAAACAACUGUACUGCAAAGUCAAGCUUACCUUCUCUUUUAUGAAAGAAUUCUUUGA
This is a messenger RNA of Dufourea novaeangliae, 2879 nucleotides long. It is a transcript of the gene Usp16-45, whose product is annotated as ubiquitin carboxyl-terminal hydrolase 45. Lineage: Eukaryota; Metazoa; Arthropoda; Insecta; Hymenoptera; Halictidae. Gene Ontology annotation, molecular function: cysteine-type deubiquitinase activity; cysteine-type endopeptidase activity; zinc ion binding. Gene Ontology annotation, cellular component: nucleus; cytosol. The record is from RefSeq and is a predicted model, not a curated record. The transcript has 14 exons. Gene Ontology annotation, biological process: protein deubiquitination. Bases 168 to 2879 code for a protein of 903 amino acids.